Aspergillus fijiensis CBS 313.89 is the source of this 594-nucleotide messenger RNA. RefSeq lists its product as uncharacterized. The record is from RefSeq and is a predicted model, not a curated record. The transcript is spliced from 2 exons. Lineage: Eukaryota; Fungi; Ascomycota; Eurotiomycetes; Eurotiales; Aspergillaceae. Bases 137 to 400 code for a protein of 87 amino acids.
AGGAUCAACCGGGAGCCCACCAAGGGUGGGUUUGAUGGGUCAGUGAGGCGACGGUCGGGAAAGCCCUAAUCCCGUCCACCGUCGAUCGCGCCAGUUCAACUGAUUAACACCACCAUGGAUGACUGGUAGAAGCAGGAUGACUGGCAGAAGCAUCUCAGGCGGAAUAAUGGCCAGUAGUGCUUCCCUGGCCGUCUGUCAUCAACAAGCAACGAGCGAUGGUCUAUCGCGACUGACCCAGCAGCACGAGGAGCACGAUUCCCUGCAUGACGGGGUCGCCCAAACUCUCCCGGGAUCCCUGCAAGGGAUGGUAAGCUGCAUGGCGUCGUCCAACCAGACACUUAUUCCCUCGCCGUCUACCCCUCAUUCGCCUAUUCUGUUCCAGACGCUCCAUUCUCUCUGACCGACUAUUCGAUGAUGCAUCCAUAUUUCAUCGACCAACGAAUGGAUCCGGAGGUGCAGACAUCUCCGGCUCUGACUGUGUCCGCUCCCAGCUGAGCACACCUACCAUUGCCGUCCAAGCUCCCAAGACCUUCAAACCUCAAAAAAUCUAGCUCGAGAAAAACCUAUCUACGCUCCUGCGAGAGACACUGCCCC